Messenger RNA from Trichomycterus rosablanca, 1395 nucleotides. RefSeq names its product translocase of inner mitochondrial membrane 29 (gene timm29). Gene Ontology annotation, cellular component: TIM22 mitochondrial import inner membrane insertion complex. The record is from RefSeq and is a predicted model, not a curated record. Gene Ontology annotation, biological process: protein insertion into mitochondrial inner membrane. Lineage: Eukaryota; Metazoa; Chordata; Actinopteri; Siluriformes; Trichomycteridae. Bases 311 to 985 code for a protein of 224 amino acids. The transcript is spliced from 3 exons.
CGUGGUUACAGAAGCGGUGGUGCUCUGCUGUAUCUGCGGCUGUUAGCAAGGGCACACGCUGGGAGAGACUGCGGGACAGUCGGGCAGGUGAGUGGGUCAAUAGGAACGAUUUUAACGGACCUGUUUGUUGUUGUUUGGUGGUGUGUGUGCUUUUCUAAUGUCUCUGUCAGGAGGAACCGGUUGACAGCCUCAUGUCUCUCCAGGACAGUGUAUAACAGUGUUCCGGACAGAAUCACAGCGUCCCAGCGGUACUCAGUACCUGAGGAAAGUUUCACCACUCUGUCCAAAACUAAACAGUUAGCAGCUUCUGAUGCUUGGAUGUGUGUGGUGCCGCAGUCUUCUGAGUGACUAUAAGGAGGCGUGUCGUGAAGCGAUAUUGGGAGCUUAUGAGCGUCCUUUUAAAGCAUCAGUCUAUGCAGCUCUGAUUGGAGGAGCAUAUGCCUGUUACUACACUAAUCCAGAUGACACGUCUUUUCAGAGCAGAAUACUAGAGACCUCUAACAAGCUCGCCCUGCUCUCUCCCUGGAUCCGCAGCGGAACAUCAGAUGGACAUGUACAAAGCCUGGUCAGGCUGCACAACGAGGGCCGUUUGCGCUACGUCAGUCUGGGCAUUGUCUCACUGGCCUAUGUGGCAAAUUAUGACCCUGAGAGCAGCUUGUAUGAGGCAAACUGCUCUGCGAUCUCUAUGCCCUGGGCAGAGUUUCACAAACAUGUGCUGGAUGUGGGCUUUGUUGGUCGUUGGUGGGUGUUGGAUCAGAAGAUGAAGGACUUUGAUAUAAACGAGGACGAGUUCAAGCAUCUCCCUUUAACUCUGCUGGGAACAGUGCCCCCUACAGCCCAGGAGACUGAAAAAAAUGAGAGACUGCACCAGGAGUCCUGGAAGUCAUUGGUGGUGAAGGUGGAGGAAGAGAUGGACAGUGUGAAUAAAGAAGGGGAAGUUACAGAAAUAUUAAAUAAAGAGAGCAAAGCAGAAAAAAAGCUGUAAGACAAUUAACAUAAUGUGAUAAAGGACAUGUUGUCAAUCCUGUGGAUGUGCAACAAGAUGAAUUCACUUGUACUUCAAUAUCUAAAGUCAAAUAAUCUCUGAAAUUGUUGCCCAUUAACCCACACAUAUAUGCUUCACUAAGUCACUUUUAAUUGGCCGUAUGAGGACUUUGAGAACUUUAACACGUGAUUAACUAAUCAUGUAGUUUCUGCAGUGACAUUUUUAUAAUGUGGUAAAAUGUAAAGUGAUGCACAGCCCGAGUCUAUCGAAACUGAUAGCUAUGUGCUGCUAUUGUUAUAAUUAAUUUAUUACUAUUGUGUAAAAAAGUAUAUAAUCUUAAUUUACAUUGUAAUGCACAACAGUGCGCUUAAAGACUCCCUACAAAUAAAUUGUACUCUCCAAUGAUAAAU